GACUUUAACUGAGGCUUUCAGUGAGCUGCUCAACAGUAAAUAACAUUAUGCUGACAAAAGCAGCAGCAAAACCAUGGACAAAGGUUCGGGGUAGCAGAGUUCAAGCCUCUCGGGGAUGCUGUUGUUUUUGAUUUCCCACCAUCAUUCAGAAAUCCUUUAACAUUAUUUAAAGACAGCAGUGCGUCAUGUGAGCACAUUAAACCCCUUUGUCCUGGAAAGCUGGAGCGGAUACAGAGCCCUUUGGAUUCUUCACUUGCAGCUGCCACGGCGUGUGUGCAGAGGUAGACUAACCUCGAAGCUUCCUUUUUGAUCACUGUCCGGCUGGCAUCAGCAGCAAUUGUUGUAGGUCUCUCUUGCGUGGUAGGAUGUUCAGUUCCCUCUUUCUUCUCGUGUAUAUGGCUUCACAUCUGAAUGGAAACCAUUUCUGAUUCAUUUAUAUCUGCACGGGAGAAUUUGACAGCUGCAGCAGGGUUUGCAUGAAGAAGAUUUACAAGUACAAGAAAGUGCUUAGUAACCCAAGCCGUUGGGAGGUUGUUUUGAAGGAGAUUAGGACACUGGUGGACAUGGCGCUAAACUCUCCACUACAAGAUGAUUCUAUCCAUCAAGCACCACUGGAGAUUGUCUCAAAGCUGCUCUCAGAGAACACCAACUUAACCACUCAAGACCAUGAGAGCAUUAUUGUGGCAAUUGCACCUUUGCUGGAAAACAAUCACCCUCCACCUGACCUCUGUGAAUUCUUCUGCAAGCACUGCAGAGAACGCCCUCGGUCCAUGGUUGUCAUAGAAGUGUUCACACCGGUGGUACAAAGAAUCCUCAAGCACAACAUGGAUUUUGGGAAGUGCCCUCGGUUGAGGCUGUUUACUCAGGAGUAUAUUCUGGCUUUGAAUGAACUGAAUGCCGGUAUGGAGGUGGUGAAGAAGUUCAUUCAUAGCAUGCACGGUCCCACUGGACAAUGCCCCCAUCCCAGGGUCCUGCCGAAUCUUGUAGCUGUCUGCUUAGCAGCCAUUUAUUCUUGUUAUGAGGAAUUUAUCAACAGUAGAGACAAUUCUCCAAGCCUGAAGGAAAUUCGGAACGGCUGCCAGCAGCAAUGUGACCGAAAGCCUAACUUACCCCUCCGGCUUCUCCACACGAGUCCCGACCUGGUCUCUCAAGAGGCCAACUUGAGUGAAUCUCGCCUCAAAUCGGUCAUUGUCACAUCGAAUGAGAUCCACGUGGAAGUGGAGCGUAACAACACAGCUAACCAGAAGAUGACGGCGAACGUCGGCAACGAUAGUGAGCCCAAUCUGAUUGAUUGCCUGAUGGUCAGCCCCACCUGUAGCACCAUGAGCAUCGAGCUGAGUGCCCAGGCAGACAGGAUCCUCGGCUGCUACGUGGAAAUACUCAAAAUGCUGUCGGACUAUGAUGACUGGAGACCAGCUCUGGCCAGCUUGCUUCAACCUAUCCCAUUUCCCAAGGAGGCUCUUGCACAUGAAAAAUUCACAAAGGAGCUGAAAUAUGUGAUUCAGAGAUUUGCGGAAGACCCAAGACAAGAAGUCCACUCGUGUUUGCUGAGUGUGCGGGCUGGCAAAGAUGGCUGGUUCCAGCUAUACAGUCCUGGGGGAGUGGCCUGUGAUGACGACGGAGAACUAUUUGCCAGUAUGGUACGUGUCUGCAAUAACGUUCAUAUUUUAAUGGGGUCUUGUUAUAAGACCAAAAAAUUCCUGCUUUCGCUGGCUGAAAACAAACUUGGACCCUGCAUGCUCCUGGCUCUGAGAGGCAACCAGACCAUGGUGGAGAUUCUGUGUUUGAUGCUGGAAUAUAACAUCAUCGACAACAAUGACACGCAGCUCCAGAUCAUCUCUACCCUGGAAAGCACGGACGUGGGAAAGAGAAUGUAUGAACAGCUGUGCGAUAGGCAGAGGGAAUUAAAAGAACUGCAAAGGAAAGGUGGUCCCACACGGUUAACACUGCCAUCCAAAUCCACAGAUGCGGACCUGGCCCGGUUAUUAAGUUCAGGAUCCUUUGGAAAUUUGGAAAACCUCAGCCUGGCCUUCACCAAUGUAACGAGUGCCUGUGCUGAGCACCUCAUCAAACUGCCUUCGCUCAAGCAGCUGAACCUGUGGUCAACUCAGUUUGGAGAUGCAGGUUUGCGGCUUCUCUCUGAACACCUCACCAUGCUGCAAGUGCUCAACUUGUGUGAGACCCCCGUCACGGAUGCUGGGCUGCUGGCACUGAGCUCCAUGAAAAGCCUGUGUAGCUUAAAUAUGAACAGCACCAAACUUUCAGCCGACACCUAUGAAGAUCUCAAGGCUAAAUUGCCCAACCUGAAAGAAGUGGAUGUGCGCUACACCGAAGCCUGGUGAACUCUCUCUCUCUCCCUCUAGCUUCUGACAAGAAGAAAAAGAUUUUAAAAACAAAACCAGAAAAUAAAACAACUUUUGGCUAAUACCUGUAGAGCAAUGAGUUCUGGGACUUCACUUCUAGCAGUUGUGGUUGUGAGAUAGAGGAGUCGCUGUGUGUGGGGGAGGGUGAACUGAGCAUGCCCAGACCCUGCCUAAUUCUUUCAGCUUUGUAAUUUCAAAAUCAACAUAAUUUUAAAUUGGAAAAAAAAAACGACUUUGUAGCAGCAAGAGGAUUCUAAAGAGUGGGAAAAACUCCAUCUUUUGUGGAUUUUAUUUGCCUUUGUGUUUUAUGCUGUGUGGAGGAAAAAAACAGAAUACAUCAAUUUCUCAUGGUUUUAAUUGGGUUCCCUCAGCUGGAGUUCAUCCAUUAGAAACUCCUCCUCCUUCAUUGUGUGUGUUCCAGGAAGGCAACCUGUAAAACAUCCAGAAGAUAAAAAAAAAAAAAAACCACAUGAUUUGCACCUCUCCCUGUGUCCUUGCAAUUGUUAUGCAAAGUAAUUUUGUUGUACAUAAGAUUUACAUAAUGCACCUAUUUAAGAAAAUGGUUCACAAAUAACAGGUCUGGGACCUGUCUUUUAUUUAUGAAUUGUUAAUCCUUUUACUUUUUUUUUUUUUUUUUUUCCAUAUAGUACUGUAUUAACUAGUUUGCUGUCUUGGUUUUUUUUAAAGCCCUCCUUGAGGAAUUGCCUGUUAGUAAUGCAUACCAUACUAUAAUCUCACUCUGUGUCAGAACACUCGCCCCACUGCAUUUCUGAUUUAAAAAUGCCUCUAACAUCAUGCAGUCAGAAGGGAAAAUAUAUAUAUCUCAAAAGAGGGGGUGAAGGGAGAGGCACGGGUAUUAAUAAAAGACAUAAAUUUCAUUCCUGAAAGACUAAAAUCUUUCUCUGAGCCUUUUCAAGCCAUAUCAGGGUUAGGGGUUUGGGUGGGGGCAGGGAAACGUGUCAGUCAUUUUACCAAUGAGAUAUUUACAAAACUUGGUAAAUUUCACAAGUCACCUCUGUCAUUUUCUGUUUACGUCCAAUAUUUCAAAGAAAAGUUUUCCUGGAAUUUCGUGCAUAAGCUUUUUCUUUCCCCCUUUCCUUUCAUCAUGCACGCCUUGUUUUGCAUGUUCCUCUUGGGAGAGUGAGAAAUAACAUUGUCGCUGAUCUAAUAGCUCUGCUCUGUCUGUACAUGUGACCACUACUUUCCAGAUCUCUCUCCCUCCGUCCCCCGCCCCCUCCCAAUUGCUUAAAAAAUGAUAAACAAAAAUUGUGGUUUCUUUUAUAAAUAUGCUGUUGACUUUUUUUCAUAAUGAGCCUUUGUUGUACAGAGCAGCUUGGUUUUUUUUUUUUUAAUUUUUUUCUUUCAGUUUAGCACUGUUAUUUUAUUCUUGAGCACCUCAAGAUUUAACAUACAGCCAAUGUAAUUUUUUUAUAUAUAAAUAUAGAUAAAUAUAUAUAUAUAUAUAUCUUCAAUGGAAGCCAGGCUUUUGUUGCGGGGCUGGUUUGUUUGGGGGGCUUUUUAUUUUAUGGGUUUGUUUUUUUACUUUGUUGCUAGAUAGAUUACCCCUGCCCAAAUAUUCUUACCAAAAAAAAAAGAGAGAGAGAGGACAAUUGGUUCAAGUCUUAACCCACUUAGUAUGCCAGGUAUUUUUUUUUUCUCCCUCAAAUCCCAAAUCUGUAUAAGAACACAGCACGGGAAGAAAAGAAUAAAAGAAAUAAUUGAAAAAAUAUGCCAACAUUUUUCCUUAGCACUGUUGCUUUUACCAAUGGUUUACUACUGUUCUGUAGCUGUGUACAAAGAGAUGUGAAAUAAUUUCAGGCAAAAAUAAACUGUAAGUGAAUAUCUUUUAGCUG
Chelonoidis abingdonii (Abingdon island giant tortoise) is the source of this 4216-nucleotide messenger RNA. It is a transcript of the gene CMIP, whose product is annotated as c-Maf inducing protein. Gene Ontology annotation, cellular component: cytosol; nucleoplasm. The record is from RefSeq and is a predicted model, not a curated record. Lineage: Eukaryota; Metazoa; Chordata; Testudines; Testudinidae.